AUGACGGACGUCGAAACUAAAAAGGACAAGGCCUACUGGGCAGCUCGAAAGAAGCGCUUUUUUCUACAUGCCGGGGUAGCAGCAGAGAAGCAGAAGUCAAAGGAAGAGACAUAUGAGCGUUUUAAGUAUCUGCUCAACUUAACAGAUCUAUUCCGCCAUUUUAUGAGCAUCAGAGCCAAACAGGACAAAAACAUUCAAAAAUUACUGAAAACCAUCGAAUCUGAUGGUAGCACUCACGGAAAAAGUGCAGGUGCCAGAUCUCAGGACUGGCGACACCAUAGAAAGAGCGAAAAAGAGGAAGACGCAGAAUUGAUGGAAGAGGAAAAGGAGGAUGUUGAAACCGCUGGACUUCUAACAGAAUCGCCUAGUUACAUCAAAUCAGGCGUUCUGCGAGACUACCAAAUCCAAGGUGUUAACUGGCUACUCUCACUCUAUGAAAAGAAACUCUCGGGUAUCUUGGCUGAUGAAAUGGGUCUGGGAAAAACUCUGCAGACAAUUGCGUUUUUAGGUUACCUACGUUACGUCAAAGGUAUCGACGGGCCUACCAUCAUCAUAGUACCAAAAUCUACGGUCAACAACUGGCAGCGUGAGUUUUCCAAGUGGACUCCCGAAGUCGAAACAGUGGUGUUGAGCGGGAACAAGGAAGAGCGCCACGAUAUUUUGAACACAGUCGUGCUCGAGGCCAAAUUUGAUAUCCUCAUCACCUCUUAUGAGAUGGUUAUCAAAGAAAAGGCCGCCUUGAAGAAGCUAAUGUGGCAGUUUCUUGUGGUUGACGAAGCACACAGAAUCAAAAAUGAACAAAGCACCUUGUCCCAGAUCAUUCGUCUUUUCCGUUCUCGUGGUAGGCUUCUCAUUACAGGCACGCCGCUGCAAAACAACUUGCAUGAGCUCUGGGCCCUCUUGAACUUUUUACUGCCGGAUAUUUUCGGUGACUCUGACGUUUUCGACCAGUGGUUUGAGCAAAAUGAUAGCGAAGAAGAUCAGGAUGUAGUUGUUCAGCAAUUACACACUGUCUUGAGCCCAUUUUUGCUCAGACGACUAAAAUCAGAAGUAGAGACUUCUCUUUUGCCUAAAAUCGAGACAAAUCUUUAUGUGGGGAUGACAAAAAUGCAAGUUCAGUGGUAUAAAAGUCUCUUAGAAAAAGAUCUUGACGCUGUCAAUGGAGCAAUUGGGAAGCGCGAAGGAAGCACAAGGCUUCUUAACAUCGUUAUGCAGUUGCGAAAAUGCUGCAACCAUCCGUAUCUUUUCGAAGGUGCUGAACCGGGACCCCCAUACACGACCGAUGAGCACCUUAUUUUCAAUGCUGGUAAAAUGAUUGUUCUCGAUAAGCUACUGCGAAAGAAAAGAGAGGCUGGAUCCCGUGUUCUUAUUUUCAGUCAAAUGUCUCGAGUUCUCGACAUUCUGGAAGAUUACUGUUUCUUCAGAGAUUACGACUACUGUCGAAUUGACGGAUCUACCUCUCACGAAGAAAGAAUCGAAGCUAUCGAUCAGUUCAAUGAACCCGAGUCUAGUAAAUUUAUAUUUCUCUUGACCACUAGAGCAGGUGGGCUCGGUAUCAAUCUGGUUACUGCUGAUACAGUGGUGCUCUACGAUUCAGACUGGAACCCGCAAGCAGAUUUGCAAGCCAUGGACAGAGCACAUAGAAUUGGACAGAAGAAACAGGUCCACGUUUAUCGUUUUGUGACUGAGAACGCAAUUGAGGAGAAAGUUAUAGAAAGAGCAGCUCAAAAAUUGCGGUUGGACCAACUUGUGAUUCAGCAGGGUGUGGGGAAAAAGUCUUCUUCCAUCGGAAGUUCGAAGGGUGAGCUGUUAGAUAUGAUCCAAUUUGGUGCAAAAGAUGUCUUUGGUAAUAGCUCUCAAAACAUUAGUGUCGACGAUGACAUCGAUGAAAUUUUAAGGAAAGGUGAACAAAAAACGCUUCGAUUGAAUGCAAAGUAUGAGAAACUUGGCUUAGACGACCUUCAAAAGUUCAAUGGUCUCGGCGAUCAGUCGGCCUAUGAGUGGAAUGGUGAAAACUUUCAAAAAAGACCUGAUGAUAAAAUAAAAACAUGGAUCAAUCCUUCGCGAAGGGAAAGACGUAGAGAACAAUCGUACUUUACAGAAGAUAAUCCCAGAGAUGAGGAUGCAAGUCUUAAAAGCAGCUCUCAGGUACGAGCAGCCAGGCCUCCAAAGACCAUUAAUUUUCAGGACCAUCAAUUCUUGCCACCUCAAGUCAAAGAGCUUCAGAUGAAGGAGCAGCUUUGGUUUAAGAAAAAGGUCAACUACAGAAUUUCAGCAUACGACCUUGGCGUAGAUGAAACGGAUGCGGUUGGCGAUGAACCCGAUGAACGCGUGCGUGAAGAACAAUCAAAAAUUGAUAAUGCGACAGAAUACACAGAGGAAGAUGAAGAGCUGAAACAAAAGCUUAUAGGCGAAGCUUUCAUGAAUUGGAACAGAAAGGAGUUUUUUGUUUUCAUCAAUAGCUGCGCAAGGUUUGGAAGAGAUGAUUAUGGGUCGAUUGCCGAAACACUAGACAACAAGAGUGUUGAAGACGUCAAAGCAUACGCCAAAGUUUUCUGGGCCAGAUACUCAGAAUUGCCAGGCCAUGAAAAGUACUUGAACUCCAUAGAAGCAGGUGAGAAAAAGGCUGAUAGGCUGAAGAACCAAGAGUCAUUACUCAAGAGGAAGGUUGAGCUGUACGAAAAUCCUCUAUAUGACAUGGUAGUCCAAUAUCCCCCAAACAAUUCACGCAAGACCUUCGACCAUUUCGAAGAUAGAUUUAUUUUGACAACCAUCUACAAAAUAGGUCUGUCUGCGGAGAAUCUUUACGACAAAGUAAAACAGGAGAUUAUGGAAAGCGACUUAUUCGAGUUCGAUUGGUUCUUCAAAUCAAGAAGUGUCCAAGAAAUCUCUAAACGAGCAAAUACCUUGCUGGCAAUAAUCGCAAGAGAGUUCGACGGGCCUGAGCCUUUCAAGAAGAAAAGGCGAGGGCGAGAACUCACACCAAGCGGCGAUAUUGAAACAAGCCAAUCUCCUAGUUUCCACGCUGAGAAGCGAAUAAAACUACAAGAUGAAAUAGAGUUGGUAUGA
Messenger RNA from Lachancea meyersii CBS 8951, 3069 nucleotides. The record is from the annotation of a GenBank genome assembly. NCBI's taxonomy places the organism in Eukaryota, Fungi, Ascomycota, Saccharomycetes, Saccharomycetales, Saccharomycetaceae.